Molecule: messenger RNA, 4795 nt
Organism: Dicentrarchus labrax (European seabass)
Lineage: Eukaryota; Metazoa; Chordata; Actinopteri; Moronidae
Gene: ppp3ca
Product: protein phosphatase 3, catalytic subunit, alpha isozyme
Exons: 14
Coding region: 407-1969 (520 amino acids)
Biological process (GO): calcineurin-NFAT signaling cascade
Cellular component (GO): calcineurin complex; cytoplasm; cytosol
Molecular function (GO): calmodulin binding; calmodulin-dependent protein phosphatase activity
Source: RefSeq, a predicted model, not a curated record
AGCAUCAGGCAGUCCCGUGAAACAUUUGCGUGGGAGUUCCCUUCACCGCCAUGUCGGGAUAGUGCACAUCUCUCUCUCUCUCUCUCUCUCUCUCUCUCUCUCCCCCCUCUCUCUCUCUUCCUCUCUCUCUCUCUCUCUCCGUGCAUCCUCCCCCACAUUAACAGCUUAGCACAGCAGCAGCAUCAGCGGCUCCUACAGCAUCCAGCAUCCAUCCCUGCCCGCCCGCCCGCCCGCCUCUCUGCCUGGGGAGCAGCAGUCCUACCCGGCGCAGCACCAACGCACGGAGGGGGCGCAUCAUCUAAGUGAUGCCACAGCACCAGUCGCAUUUCAGCAACAAAUACUGAGAGUAGACCCCAAAAGGAAGGGAGAGAGAAAAACGCUUCAGCCACGAAGACAGCAACUGCCCAUGAAGAUGUCUAACGCUGACAUCGCCUUAAACGCCACCGAUCGGAUGGUGAAAUCUGUCCCCUUCCCCUUGAGCCACCGCCUUACAUUGAAGGAAGUGUUUGACUGCGAAGGGAAACCUCGCGUGGAUCUCCUGAAGGCCCACCUCACCAAGGAGGGCCGCGUAGAGGAAGCCGUGGCGCUUCGGAUCGUCAACGAGGGAGCAGCUAUCCUGCGUCAGGAGAAAACUAUACUGGACAUCGAGGCACCAGUCACAGUGUGUGGUGACAUCCAUGGGCAAUUCUUUGAUCUUAUGAAGCUGUUUGAAGUGGGAGGAUCACCAGCCACAACACGGUACCUGUUCCUGGGGGACUACGUUGACCGCGGCUACUUCAGUAUUGAGUGUGUUUUAUACCUCUGGUCGCUGAAAAUCCUCUAUCCAAAGACAUUAUUUUUACUUCGUGGAAAUCAUGAAUGUAGACAUUUGACAGAAUAUUUCACCUUCAAACAAGAAUGUAAAAUCAAGUACUCAGAGCAGGUCUAUGACUCAUGUAUGGAUGCAUUUGACUGCCUUCCCCUGGCUGCACUCAUGAACCAACAGUUUCUGUGUGUCCAUGGUGGACUCUCACCUGAAAUCCACACCUUAGAUGACAUUAAAAAGUUGGAUCGGUUCAAGGAGCCUCCGGCUUUUGGGCCCAUGUGUGACCUGCUGUGGUCUGAUCCUCUGGAGGAUUUUGGCAACGAGAAAACCCAGGAAUAUUUCAGCCACAACACAGUGCGAGGCUGCUCCUACUUCUACAGUUACCCAGCUGUAUGUGAGUUCCUACAGAGCAAUAACCUAUUAUCAAUCAUCCGAGCACAUGAAGCACAAGAUGCAGGCUACCGGAUGUACCGUAAAAGUCAGACCACUGGAUUCCCAUCUCUCAUUACCAUCUUCUCAGCACCAAACUACCUGGAUGUUUACAACAACAAAGCUGCUGUACUGAAAUAUGAAAAUAACGUCAUGAACAUCCGACAGUUCAACUGCUCACCCCAUCCCUACUGGCUGCCCAACUUCAUGGAUGUCUUCACCUGGUCUCUGCCAUUUGUUGGAGAGAAAGUCACAGAAAUGCUGGUGAAUGUGCUGAGCAUCUGUUCUGAUGAUGAACUCAUGAAUGAUGAAGAUGAGAUCUUUGAUGCCAAUGCAGCUGCAGCACGCAAGGAGGUGAUCAAAAACAAGAUCCGUGCUAUUGGGAAAAUGGCCAAAAUGUUCUCAGUUCUCAGAGAGGAGAGUGAAAAUGUGUUGACGCUUAAGGGCCUGACGCCCACUGGCAUGCUGCCGAGUGGGGUUCUCUCUGGAGGCAGACAGACACUGCAGAGCGCCACCAUUGAAGCCAUUGAAGCCAUCGAGCCGAAUGAAGAAGAAGCCAUCCGUGGGUUCUCCCCCCAGCACAAGAUCACCAGCUUUGAGGAGGCUAAGGGCCUUGACCGCAUCAACGAGCGCAUGCCACCUCGCAGGGACGGGGUGAACCAUGUGGGUCACUCCAUGGGAAAGAUGAAUAUGUCAGAGGAAAACGGCACGGAUGACAACAGCAACAUCCAGUGAUGUCUGAGCCUCAGAACCGUGCCGCUGUUGUGCUUUGCAGCAAGACAUUGCCAAAUCGGGAAUUCAGGCCUCAGAGCAUAGAAAUAAACCAGGCCCACAGACAGAACAUGAAACCUGCAGCAAAUCUAAAAACGGGCGAAAACGGUCAUUUUUUUCAUGACAGUAUGUCAUCGCACAGUUGGGGGAGGGGGGAGCUGGGGUUCACAGCAGAGGGCGGGGAUAAGGAGAGGCCAGCGGGCUUCAGCUUGACUGGUUGAAAGUUGUUUCUGCCUGUUGUCCCCUUUCUCAGUUCAAUUACAGACUGAAUUGUUGGCGGUUGUGUUGUUCUGAGUGCUGACAAAUGCUCCUUUAUUACAGGGCCUGACAGAAGACAUAAUUGCAGUAUCCAUGCCACACAAAUCAUGUUACUGUUUCAUAAAGUGUUUAUUAUGAAUCACUCACAAAAAUCACUUCAUGAAGAAAUUAAUCUUACAUGUUUACCUACAUUUUUGCUAGUAUUAACCAGUCACGCCACUUUGUGAAAGAUAAAGCAAAAAAGAAAGCAAGCCAAACGUGUACUUCUUAAAACUUGCAGUGCAAUCUUGCCAGUGGACUUAAAUUUAUUGAUUUACCUCGUAGUAAGAUGCCGUCAUGCUGCGAGGGAAAGAGGGCAAGGUGCUCACAGCUCUGGCCUAAACACAAAAGCCAAUGCGGAUCAAACUCCACCUUGGGUAUGUUUCACUACUCUAUAGGACUGCUCCUUUCCUCACCUCCCUCACUAUCAGUCAUCUUCUAGCAGGCAGUAUCUUGGAGGGGAUGAGGGAAGAAAGGGGAGGGGGUGAAAGGAGCAUUAGGAAAAUUUGGUUCCACUGCUUACUGUAGAUGCCUCAGCCUCACAGAUUAAACACCAAGAUUUAACAUCUGCAAAUGUACCCAAAAGGAACACACUGUCCCAUGUGAAGAUGCAACUUCAUCAGCCUCCGUAGGUGAAUCUCAGAGGGUUAUAUUCUCAUCCAGACUAUCUUCAAAGUUACUUUCUUCCUCUCCAUUAAAUGUUUAAGUAGUUCAAAUUAAAGAAGCAUGGCAUUUGAUCAAGCUAUACCUCACACAUGUGGCGUGCUAUUCACUUUCUGGAAAGUAUAAACUCGAGCAUCCUCUGCUGAAGGAGGCUUUGGAUCGUGGGUUUCUCAUCUCUUCUGCUUUGCUACGUUUGGCAACAAAGGCGGCAUUAACAACUGUUUCUGGACAUCAGAAGAGAAGAAGUGAUUUUUGAACUUUGGGACAUACCGUGCUGUCACACACUAUCUGAUUAUUAUCACCUGCUUGUUGCUAAAGAGAAAGUAAAAGAAUAUGUGCAGUCACUCAAGUAUACAUUAGCACCCUUUGAGUUUUUUGCACUUUUUGCUGUGUUGCAAAUUAAAUGAGAUUUCAUGCACAAGAGCUACACAAAGUACGAUAUCAGAGUGAGAAGGAAAUUCUACUAAAUUUGUGAAUGAAUACAAUUAAAUAAUCUUUUGUUUAAAGAGUAUUUAACAACCACACACCAUUGUGUCAUUUGGAAUAAUCAGGCUUGGAUCCAUCCUGAAAUUUAUUUAAGGGAUUUUAAGAAUGAAUCCUGACCAGAUGGGAGUUAAUUAAUGCUAUUUUUGAGUAUAAAUGCAAUUUCAUUUUCAUUCAAAUUGAUUUUAGAUUUUAGAACUCAAAGCUGUCUGAAAUACUUCAUCCUGAAAACUUUGGUUAAUGAAUCGUCCAUAUUGCAUUUAAGUGUGUUAAUCAUAUCUCAUUUAUUGUUUUUCUAUCAAUUUUUCUAAUCGAAUCUAAUUCUAAAGUGCACCCACACUGUGAUUCAACUAAAACAUCUAUUGUCAUGUCCAAUUAUUGUGUCAAAAUACUUUGACGAUAGAAGACAAACCAAAUUAAAACAGGAAGCCACCCGGUUCUUUCAUAACAAAAAAUUCUAGAAAGUCAGUACCAGUGCAGCCCCAACCUUGAGUGACACAUACUAUCACAUAAAUUUCUAGAAUUUCCUUUCAUACAUUAAUAUAUUUUCUACUUUAUAUUCCAUCUUUCUAUUUAAUGAUAAAGGUAUGUGAAAUUAGGAUGGGCAAAAAGUGGUUUUUAACACAGCAUCUAUGGUACGGAACGCAUCAAUGCAUGCAAUUAAGUUCCUAAUUGUAAUGUGAGAUUAUAAUUGUGAUAGUUGUGUUUCAAAUAGUAAACUUGAAUUAUUUUAUUUUUGAAUUAUAUUUGUAGUUUUAUUUGUCUUGUUUUAUAAAUUUUAUAAAUAGGCUUCCUUUGAUUGUUUAUGUCCAUUUUUUCAUUCUGUUAUUUAUUACCACUGCUUUUAAUUUUAUAUUGAUUUAUUGAAUGCAGAGAUGCCCUUCUAAGGUGUGAAGCCUUGUGUUUAUUUUUAUUUAUUUUUCUGUUGUACUGAUGUACAGAAAAUGUUCAAUAGUGUGAAUGAAUAUAAUCUCAGUGAAAAGCAACUUUCAGGCUGCCAAAGCAUGAUAGCAUGGUUUUCAGAUGUAAAUGAAUUGGACACAAAGAAAAUCAUGUGUCGCACUUACGUUUAACAGGAAACAUUGUACUCUGGUUAUAUUUACUGCUGAUAUUAUUAUUGUUACAAUUUAGCUUAUGGUUAUUUUCCUUCCUCUGUUUCUGGUUCUUGUAUGGUCUACAUGCAUAUUUCAACAAACAACUAUAAUGGAUUUUAUCUUGCAACAUUUUUUAUUAUCUAUGGAAAUAUGUUUUCGCAUCUGACUUCCUAAAUGAUACACACAUUGUAAGCAUGCCCUAUGGGACAAAUCACAUUUUUUUACUCUUGAAUAAAAUAUGCAUGAACAAAAA